Messenger RNA from Caenorhabditis elegans, 987 nucleotides. It is a transcript of the gene srsx-25, whose product is annotated as G-protein coupled receptors family 1 profile domain-containing protein. Gene Ontology annotation, biological process: G protein-coupled receptor signaling pathway; signal transduction. The transcript is spliced from 7 exons. NCBI's taxonomy places the organism in Eukaryota, Metazoa, Nematoda, Chromadorea, Rhabditida, Rhabditidae. Gene Ontology annotation, molecular function: G protein-coupled receptor activity. The coding region runs from base 1 to 933 and encodes 310 amino acids. Gene Ontology annotation, cellular component: membrane. The record is from RefSeq and is marked reviewed.
AUGAAUUCCACAAAGAAUCUUGUUCCAACUCCAAUGAUAUAUUCAACUAUGGCAUUAUCAAUUAUAGGAUUAAUCGGGAAUAUGACUAUUGUACUUGCCACUGUUAUUAGUAAACGUCUCCAAUCGAGAUGUAAUAUAUUAAUUGGACUUUUGGCACUUUCUGAUGUUGUAGUUUGUACUUAUUUGAUUCAUUUACGAGUUUUGAUGUUCUUGGACAUGUACAUGUUGACUUCAACCCAGUGUUUCCUACUUUCUGCCUAUGGUUUAUUUGCUCUAAAUAUGCAAAGUUCAUUGUGCCUUAUUAUAGGAUUAGAUAGACUUUAUAAUGUCACCUACCCUUUGCGAUAUUCCCAACUUCCAAACUCAUUUUACAUUGCCCUUUUCCUUUUUUGCGUGGGAUUUUCCGUUCUUAUCACUUAUUCCGGAUAUUCUUAUGCUUCGGAUUCAGAAAUAGUUCUAGUAUGCUUACCACCAACAGCUUAUACCGAUAAAUCUAGAAUUAUAUGGAUUGGUUCGAAUUUUAUUAUUGCAAUUUUAGUCAUUUUUGUGUAUGGUGGUGCACAAAUUCGUUGUCGGAUUUUGAGAGCCCGUCACGUGCACGAACAAUCUAUGGAUGCAGUGAAUCGACUGCUUAAAUCGUUGAGCAUUGUUGUAACAAUAUAUGUCUGCACGUGGUUUCUCACGAUCAGUUCACUUGUUGUUUCUCAGUUGAUUACCUUUUCACCGCCUGUCACCGCAGAAAUUAAUCGACAACUUGGCUGGCUGGUGAUUAUCAAUGCUUCACUCAAUUUCUUUGUUUAUCUUUGGAGAAAUUCAGAAUAUCGAAAAGCAUUCAUCCGACUUUAUGGACUUUCUCGACUCUUCAGCGUUGAAAAUACCUCGAUUGAUGCUGCAACACGAGUAAUGAAGUCUUCUCAUGUUCGAGUUGCAUAAUAUUUGUUUGUUUCAAUAGUGAAUUAAUAAAACAUUUUGAAUUAUCAGCAGGGG